AGCAUGACCAGGGCAGGAAUUCUGGUGCUCCUCUCCUUCGCGCUUUGCUGCGCCCCAGAUACUGUCUUUGGGAUUGAGGUGGACUGCAGUACCUAUCCCAACACCACAAACGAGGAGGGCAAAGAGGUGCUGGUGUGCAGCGAGGCCGUCAGCCCCAUCUGCGGCUCCGACGGCGUCACCUACGGCAACGAGUGCCUGCUCUGCGCCUACAACGUAGAAUAUGGAACCAAUGUCAGCAAAGACCACGACGGAGAGUGCAAGGAAGUUGCCCCUGUGGAUUGCAGCAGGUACCCCAACUCAACCAGUGAGGAGGGCAAAGUGGGGCUGAUCUGCAGCAAAGACAUCAGCCCCGUCUGCGGCACCGACUGGGUCACCUACGACAACGAGUGCCUGCUCUGCGCCCGGAGCCUGGAGGCUGGAACCAGCAUUGGCAAGAAGGCUGACGGUGAAUGUAAGAAGGAAAUUGUCGCAGUUGACUGCAGUGACUACCCAAAACCUGUCUGCUCACUGGACUACAUGCCUCUCUGUGGCUCUGACAACACUACAUACAACAAUAAGUGUAUCUUCUGCAACGCAGUUGUGGACAGCAAUGGGACUAUCUCUUUGAGCCAUUUUGGAAAAUGCUGAGUAUAGUGCCAAGAGAAUUCACC
Molecule: messenger RNA, 650 nt
Organism: Melozone crissalis (California towhee)
Lineage: Eukaryota; Metazoa; Chordata; Aves; Passeriformes; Passerellidae
Product: ovomucoid-like
Exons: 8
Coding region: 4-627 (207 amino acids)
Molecular function (GO): protein binding
Source: RefSeq, a predicted model, not a curated record